This is a messenger RNA of Phaedon cochleariae (mustard beetle), 1325 nucleotides long. Lineage: Eukaryota; Metazoa; Arthropoda; Insecta; Coleoptera; Chrysomelidae. The record is from the annotation of a GenBank genome assembly.
UUUUUUCUGUUUCUGUACCUGUACGAUACGAAUUUUUAGGAUGUUUUCUUUGUAUUGUAGGCUCCAAAUGACUCAAAAUGGCCGGAAGGACGAACAUAUCGAGGAACCGGAACAGUUGGGGUCCGGUGUCGGUGAGCAGUAGCGGUUUUUAUAGAUCAUCUCGCGAGGACUGGGAGGACGAAGAUGAAGACGAAUUCAAGAGCAUUCAGGCUAGGCAACUGGAUCCUCUGAAAGAAGAUCUGGCAGAUUGGCUCAAUAAAACACUUAGUAUCGAUUACCUCAACAAAGACAAUUUUCUGGACGAAUUGGACAACGGAGUUGUACUUUGCCACUUGGCCCAGGUGGUUUGCGAUCUCAUCAGAAAAGUGGUGGCGACAACAGGUGGUAAAGGGCCAGCUUUGAGUGUGAGAGGAAAAUGCUUCGAAAAAGCGUCCAGAAGAAGUUUCUUCUCUCGAGACAACAUGGAAAAUUUCAUCAAAUUCUGUCGAUCACUCGGUGUGCACGAAAACCUGCUCUUCGAAAGUGACGAUCUAGUCCUGCACAACCAACCUCGCAACGUCAUCCUCUGCCUACUCGAAGUAGCCAGGAUCGCUUCAAAGUACGGCCUCGAGCCGCCCGGCAUCGUGCAGCUCGAGAAGCAGAUCCUCGACGAGGAGCGCGACGCGACGGCCGGCUCGCGACUGAGCUCGCUGCUGUCGUGGCACUUCGACCGAUCACCUCCCACCACCUACGCGCCGCGGAUGCGGCAGAGCGCGUCGGCCAAUGGCAUCUCUGCGGCGCUGGACGGGUGGGGCGGGGCGCCGGCAGCGGUGGGGGACGGAGACAGGGGAUUGGCGGCGGGCUCGGUGGGCGGGGCCAGCGACGGCGUGCCCAGCGAUCACACGGAGGACGAGGAGUGGUCGAGAGGUAGUGGGGAGGAUCCUUCCGAUCUCGACAUGACUCCCCCCUCGAGACCGUCUUCGGGAGAGGGUGGGGGAGACACCCCCAGUCCUGUUACCGAGCUCGACCGCAAGGUGCAGCUAGCUGCCAGACUGAUGCAGAAGAACUGCAGCUGCGCCAAUGGCAGAUGCGACAAGCUGAAGAUCAGGAAAGUGGGAGAGGGGAAGUACAAUAUCGCCGGCAAAAAUGUGUUCAUUAGGUUAUUGAAGGGUCGUCACAUGAUGGUGAGAGUGGGGGGUGGCUGGGACACUCUGGACCACUUCCUGUUGCGUCACGACCCCUGUCAGGUGAAAGUCGUGUCCAGGCAGAGCCCCCAAAGGCCGAACAGCGCUGCCAACUAUUUGCACAUCAGGGCGAAGUACAGAAGUCCACCGCCGACACGUUGA